Trichoderma asperellum CBS 433.97 is the source of this 1530-nucleotide messenger RNA. Lineage: Eukaryota; Fungi; Ascomycota; Sordariomycetes; Hypocreales; Hypocreaceae. The record is from RefSeq and is a predicted model, not a curated record.
AUGACUGUCCCUCACAUUGACGUCUUGAACGUCGACACUAAUACGCUGCAAGCCUUAUUAGAAAAGGGAUCAAUCAAGAGCUCUCACCUCGUUGACCUUUAUCUGGAUCAAAUUCAGCGCCAUGACGACUAUCUUCACGGCAUGCUCACUAUGCCGUCUAGGGAGGCGCUUCAGAAAAUCGCGGUGGCUUUGGAUGAAGAGAGGGCGGCUGGUAGAGCCAGAAGCAAACUUCACGGCAUCCCAGACAAUAUUAAUACGUAUCCCGAUCUGGGCAUGAAAAGCACUUCUGGAAGUCUGGCGCUUGAAGAUGCUCGACCACGUGAAAAUGCGCGUUUGGUGGACAAGAUUAUUGCUGCUGGCAUGAUUAUUCUGGGGAAAGCGAAUUUGAGCGUAACGACUAGGGGGGAGCGUCUUCCCAGCGGUUGGUCUGCUCUGGGUGGCCAAUGUCAAUCGCCAUACGUUCGAGGUGGAGUGCUUGCAAACGAUUCAAAAGAUGGCCAUAGCAGUCCUUCAGGAUCUUCUUCUGGAUCGGCUGUUGUCGUGGCCGCUGGAUAUACUCCGCUCAGUGUGGGCACAGAGACUGAUGGAUCGCUGGUUUGCCCGGCCGGCCGUGCUUCUGUCUAUACCAUCAAGCCGACAAUUGGCCUUGUAUCUCAAAAAGGGCUGAUUCCAGUUUCGCAUACCAUGGACUCUGCCGGACCAAUGGCCAAGACCCCCUAUGACAUCGCCGCCUUCCUGGAUAUUUUCAGGGAAGAAGAUGCCCCUGGGUAUCCAGCUGGUGGAUAUAUGAGCGUGCUUCCUGGAUAUACGAGUGAAUUUUCUAUCGUUGCUGUGGACUAUACAAACUGGAUAUUUCCACCAGAGUAUAUGGCGCCCGAGAAGAGUGCUACAGCCGAAAUGAAUCGCAAAUUUCAAGAAGCAUACGAUACCUUGAAGCUCAAAACACGGAAAUUAUCUGAGAAUGUGCCUCUCAUCAAGCCAGAAGCGGCAUCCAUCGAUGGGAAAAGCUGCAAGCUGAUGACAAUGCUGGCGGAUUUUCGCAAUGAUUUUCAAGCGUAUCUCGAUGAUCUCGAGUUUGCACCAAUCAAAAGUCUACAGGAACUAAUUGAUUUCAACCGCAAACACGCUGAUAUUGAGCUCCCACCAGGCCACUCAAACCAGAAAAUUUUGGAGCAAGCCGCGGACUUGAACCUGACAGAGGCUCAGUAUCAAGAACAUCUCACAAAGAUUCGAAAAGUUUCUAGAGAUGAAGGCAUUGACUAUAUUCUUGACAAAUAUGACGCUGAUGUUAUCAUUGGGCCAGUAGAUAGCGGACUGUCUAGCCAUGCCAGUGGAAGUGGCUAUCCUAUUGCAGGGACGCCCCUUGGCUACCUGGAUAUUGACGGAAGAGCAUUCGGCAUGGUUGCUCUCGCAAGGAAGCAUCAAGAAGCGACUCUUAUCAGAUUUCUCUCUGCGUGGGAUGACACCUUUCAUCCUCGAAAGCCUCCACCGAUGUUGGCAAAUAAAUCAGCGGAAUUUAAUACAUACUAA